This is a messenger RNA of Psylliodes chrysocephalus, 1227 nucleotides long. Lineage: Eukaryota; Metazoa; Arthropoda; Insecta; Coleoptera; Chrysomelidae. The record is from the annotation of a GenBank genome assembly.
CUUAAAUUUAAAUUAUACAUGGUCCUUUUCCUUUUUAUUCUUUAACAUUCUACCCGUUCACUUGCAAUAACGUUUAGUUUUUAAUUGAAGUGAAGGAGAAAAUUGUUCUUUGUAUAAUAAAAAAAUGUCUUUAUUUUAUGUAAUGGUUCAGUAGUGGGUUCAGAUUAGUAGAUUAGUAACAAGUUUUCCUGGUUAUACUUUAGUGUUUUAAUAUUGGCCAAACUGCAAUUAUUAUGCCAUUCCUGUCAAAAAAACAAGUUAGCCAAUGCUUCGGAAUUCAGACUAUAAAGUAACUAAAUUAAAAUUAAUAAAAUAUUAUUCAGUUAAAAUCUACAGACAAAAAUUAAUACAAUAUUGAAUAAAGGAGUUUUUAAACAAUAAAAAUACUUUUCAGUAAAAUAGAUUCCAGGUUAUUUUUAAACAAAAAUUAGAUUUCAGUCUGGCAACAUCGCUGACAUUAUAUAAAGAAGUUAGACAGCGCAUGCUCAUCAUGAAAUGCGCAAACUCCAAUCUGUUUUAUAGCCAAUCGUUUCCCUUCCAUUAGACGUUUGCAGUUCUGAAACGUUCGCGUAGUUCACUACACUGUUCUUUGGCUUGAAGGUAGCGGACGAAUUAAAAUAAUAAAUAAAGAUGUUUGCCUGUGCAAGACUGAUUGCCCCUGCUACCAGAAGCGCACUCAUCUCCAACACAAAACAAUAUUUAAGGCCUCUGAGCAGUGUAGUAAGUCAAAGUCAAAUACAGGUACAGAAUGUCCAACAACAUAAACAGUCAGCUCUCCUUCCUGCUGUCCGCAGUUUCCAAACUACCCCAGUAAGCAGAGAUAUUGACUCAGCUGCUAAAUUCAUUGGUGCUGGUGCUGCCACAGUAGGAGUAGCAGGAUCAGGAGCUGGUAUUGGAACGGUGUUUGGUUCCCUCAUCAUCGGUUACGCCAGAAACCCUAGCCUAAAACAACAGCUCUUCUCAUACGCCAUCUUAGGUUUCGCAUUGUCUGAGGCUAUGGGUCUUUUCUGUCUUAUGAUGGCGUUCUUGUUGUUGUUCGCCUUCUAAGUUUAAAGCCAUUGUUGGCAAACGUCACCAUCUAUUCCACCAAUCGUUACGUCAACAUCAUUGUAACUCAUUUAUUUUACUUAAAUAAAAUUCAAUAGGACUUUUUUGAUUUGUGAGUGCUCUAUAUGGAUAUGUGGCCGAUUUUGUACGUGUAUUCUUUUACCAUCAAGAGAAUUUGGG